AUGAAGGACAUUGAAGAAGUGGACACAUCAUGUAAUGCAGUUUUUUCUGACCCUCCAGGAGAAGAACUGACACCUUUGCAGUAUUUUGGAACAAUGUGUAGCGAUGACAUUAUCCAGAAGCUAGUCGAGCAACCUAAUCUAUGCUGCAUACAGAAAACAGGUGCACCUUUAGAUACAAAUGUUCGUGAAAUAGAAAAGUAUGUUGGGAUAAACGUCCUAGAAGGUGUUGUGAAAAUGCCUAGUUGCAGAAUGUACUGGACAGAGGCUACAAGAUUUUCUCCAAUAGCUGUCUCAAUGCCUAGAAAUAGGUUUGAUAAGCUAAGAAAUUAUUUACAUGUAAAUGACAACACGAAAAUGAAACAAAGAGAGGACCCUGAUUAUGACAAGCUGCUCAAGGUGAGACCAUUUGUUGACAAAAUCAAACAAGGUUUUUCAAUUAUUGAACCUGAGGAAUAUCAUUCAGUGGAUGAAUUAAUCAUUCCUUUCAAAGGUCAUUCAUCCCUGAAACAGUAUGUAAAAAGCAAACCACACAAGUGGGGUAUAAAAGUUUUUGCCCGUGCUGAUUCUAGUGGAAUUGUGUGCGACUUUGAAAUAUAUCGAGGGAAAGGAACUGUACAUAAUGAUACUGGUCUUGGUAUAAGUGGUGAUAUUGUGCUAAGGCUUGUGGAAGGACUGCCAAAAUAUAAAAAAUUUAAAGUGUUUACAGACAAUUGGUUCACCUCUUACAAUCUUAUUUCUUCCCUGAAAAACUAUGGCAUUUUGGCUGUUGGAACUGUUAGACCCACAAGACUUCAAGGCUGCAAUCUAAAAGCAGACAGUGAGCUGAAAAAGCAGGGACGAGGAUCAUACGAUUAUCGAACUGAAACAGAAAGGAACAUCAUAGCGCUGAAGUGGUAUGAUAACAAGUCUGUCGUUCUUGCAUCAUCAUACAAAGGAGUAAGUCCAGUAGAACUAGUGAAAUGUUGGUCAGUGGGAGAACGAAAAUAUAUUGAUGUUCCAAGGCCAGACAUUGUUAGAGAAUAUAACCAUUGA
Schistocerca piceifrons (Central American locust) is the source of this 1032-nucleotide messenger RNA. RefSeq names its product piggyBac transposable element-derived protein 3-like. Bases 1 to 1032 code for a protein of 343 amino acids. The record is from RefSeq and is a predicted model, not a curated record. The transcript has a single exon. Lineage: Eukaryota; Metazoa; Arthropoda; Insecta; Orthoptera; Acrididae.